This is a messenger RNA of Poecilia reticulata (guppy), 6352 nucleotides long. It is a transcript of the gene n4bp2, whose product is annotated as NEDD4 binding protein 2. Gene Ontology annotation, molecular function: ubiquitin binding; endonuclease activity. The record is from RefSeq and is a predicted model, not a curated record. Gene Ontology annotation, cellular component: nucleus. NCBI's taxonomy places the organism in Eukaryota, Metazoa, Chordata, Actinopteri, Cyprinodontiformes, Poeciliidae.
AGCCAUUCCAGACAUGCAGCCAAGAAGUUGUCAUUUCCGACGUAGCUACUUCCACCACUUGGAGUGCUGUUGGGGACCAAAACCUUCAAUUUCUGCACUCCAGUGGAUAUGGCUGUAGCAUGUUUUCACCUUCGAGACUCUCUCCUGUGACUCCCCGAUCUCUCGUUAGCUGUUCUUAGCAGCUAAUGAGAGCAGUCGGUGGCAGUAGCUCGGCUAAGGUAUGCCUCGGAAAAAGAAAAACGGCCAGAGCCCAGCCAGGCAGCCCAACGGGCCACCCGAGGGAGGACGACCCGCGGGCUACCCACCACCUCAGAGAUAUGACUUCCAUCAGAGCAGCGCCGAAAAGGAGAACAUCCUUAAAAGAAUGCAGGAGAUGUUUUCACAUCUGGACCCAGAGGUUAUACACAUCGUGCUCUCUGAGUGCGACUUUAAAGUUGAAAAUGCAAUGGACUCUCUGCUGGAGCUGUCUGGUGCAGCUGAAGGCCUGACCCCACAACUUCCUCCUGUCUCUGGCUUCGAGCGCACUGCUGCAGCGUUGCUCAGCCCGCAUCAUUUUUCCCAACCGAAUCCCGAUGGACAUCCCUUCGGCGGGACGGCACAUCACUCCUCCUCCCCUCCGUCUGCAAACCUGCUGACGGAGGACCUGGACCUGCUCAUCGAUCAAGAGCUGGAGACGCUAACCGAGCAGCGAGAUGUCAAGGACGAGGCGCCUGGCAGCGUGUCAUCGUCUCUCCCUUUAUUCCCUCCUUCUCCUGUUCCUCAGCAGGCACUCCCGGAGCUGCUUCAGAGCAGCAUGAAAGCUGCAUCCAAGGAGCGCUUUCCCACCCAGCCGUCCCUGUCGGGCGGACAGGUGGAGGGUCGGUCUGGAGUUUCCUCUCCCCUGAACCAGCUCAGCACCUGGGGAGAUGAAGUCCUGGAGACACAGCAGGAUGUGCUGGAUUUUACACACCUGACAGCAGAAAGCUCUACAGACAAGUCUAAGCCUCCGUUGGACCUAGCAGCGUCGGGACGUCCCUCUGCUUUCCAGGUGUAUAAAAAGCAGGAAACGCCUAAGACUGCUCCAGAAUGGACCGCACCCACAUACUCGGAUUCAUUAGCCACCGGAGCCAGAUCCAAAGCGAGUUUACUAAAUAGCAACCCACAUGGCUUUGGGUCAUCAUCCUGGAACUUGGGUGCACCAGCGUUCUGCAGUCAGGUCCAAGGAAGCCAGAGGCCAGCCUUUAUCACCCCCGUGGCUCAGGGACCCUCCUGUUGGCUCAACCCUUCUAGACUUGCCUCCCCCUGGCUGAACACGGGCCCCAUCAGUCAGUCGCCUCUCAAACCUUCUGCUGUCCCCAAGUCUUGGGCCCUUCCAGUGGCCCCACAGUCCCCUACUCUCCAUAGCAGACUGCAGUUGCAAGGAAAGGUGCUUGUGCUGCUUCGUGGUGCCCCAGGCUCUGGCAAGUCGACCCUGGCAAGGGCCUUGUUGGAGCGUAACCCGGGCGGAUUCGUGCUUAGCACUGAUGACUAUUUCAGCCGUGGUGGAAGGUACCGAUUUGACCCCAUGGUCCUGGGGGAGGCCCACGAGUGGAACCAUAAACGAGCCAGGGAGAGUUUUGAGCGUGGCAUCAACCCCAUCAUCAUUGAUAACACCAACAUGCAGGGAUGGGAGAUGAAACCCUACGUGGUUCAGGCGCUGAAACACGGCUAUAAGGUGUUGUUCAAAGAGCCGGACACUUGGUGGAAAUCCAAGCCCAGAGAGCUGGAGAGGCGUACCACCCAUAACGUACCUGCUGAAACAAUUCGCCGGAUGCUGAAUGGAUACGAGCGCUUUGUCACGGUUCAGUCCAUUAUGAGCUCACACAUGCCUGAGUUUAAACCGGCUCUUCUGCAGGAGAACUGCCACUCGCUGCCUGUCUCUGCGGACACGCCCUGUCCAGACCUGGUAGAUCGGUCCAGACUGAAUGAGGAAUGUAAAAGUUCCCACCCUCAGCUUUAUUCCUCUCUCCCUGACGUGUCGUCCAUCAGCGGCUCCGAUGACGCUGGAAUGCCUGACGAAGCUUCCUGUGAAUCCACCGAGUCGCUCGACCUCCAGCUGCUAGGAAAACAAUCCAGCAGGCCAGAUGCUUUUGAUGCGGAGGAUAUUUAUUCGGGUCAAGUGGAUUCUGAACUGAACCCCAGUAAAAGAGAAGGGAGAAUCCCAGAUUGCAUCGUGGAAUCUGUGAUGAAUGAAGACCACUCUGAUGAAGUUCCUGUGGCGUUUUCUGAAUCUAUUGCACAAAGAGUGAAGAGGGAGAGAUCAAAAAGGUCUGGUUUUGACCAGGCAGAGGCUGUGGACCUCGUUAAAGAUACCAACUCAUCAGACAAGGACACUUCAGCAGAUGAGCAAGCAGAGGAGGAGACGGUGGUGGGGAAAGGAGAAGAGAAGAGGAACUCUGAGAUGCUUCAUUUCGUUGGAGACUGGCCUUCUGAAGAGUCUCUUCAGCAGCGACCGGUGAAGAGAGGAGAGAGGCGUACAGCAACACAAGGAAAGGAGAUAGGAGAUGAUGAAAAAUCAAAGAUCGUAACAUCAGGCCCGGAUAUAACCGAGUUGCAAAAGCUUCUUGACCUUAUUCAGACCGGUGUGGUCACAGAUCAGAUGUGUUCAUCCUGCUCACUCUCUCCUAGCUCCGGGGAAGAGAUUGAGAAACAGGAUGAAGGUGGCAAGGUGGAAGAAGUUAACAAAACCGAAGAGAGGCAGCAAAAUCGGAGUAAAGCUGGCUUACCUGACUGCGUCCAGGACUGGAAGACAAAUGACUCACAUAACAGCACUGGCUGUUUCGAAGGAGUCGAGAGUGAAAACAAAGUGAAUACUAACACAGAAAGGAUCUCUGAUUCUUCAGAAACUGGGAAGGAACUACUGGAGUCAACAGAUGUAUGCAGCGAUCAAGUUGGAAACAAAGACGCAGAUCUGAAAGAAAAUCGCAGAUCACAGGGAGCCGAGUCGAUUAUGAAACACGUCGGUGAGGGUCCUGAAAGUCCGGCGCCUGAGUUAUCUGCAGAAGCAGAAAGUUGUGGCAGCAGUCAGGAGAAAAAGCAGCGACAGGGUCGGAGAUCCGGGAAGCAGUGCAAGUUGGCCCUCACCUUCUCUCACAACUCUUCCAUGAAUGAUUCAGACUGUUCAAACUCUGCAGCUGAAAAUACGGACAACAAAAAAAGCACAAACUCUGAUGCCAAAGUGAUCAAUUUUGACCUGAAACCGGAUCUGGACCUGCUCUCCCCAUCCCGCCCUGAGCUACCAACCGCCUUCGCUUCAGUAGAAAUGAGCAGCUUCUCUCAGACAGAACCGCAGGACUUCGCUCUUCUCUGGCGUCUCAACCGUCGCCAUGGCUCUGACGGCGCCGUCGUGGUUGCCAGCGGACACUCCGGCGACAUCCGGGUGUUGGAAGGAAACUCUUCUCGUUUUGUGCCGUGGCUGUCCUCCACGGCAGCUGCUGCGAACUCAUCCAGCCUCAUGGAGGUGCCGUACCGGGUGGUGCACGAGAAGGGCACCCAGCUGGAGGAGAAGGAGCUUGGGGUGACUCAGAACCGGCUGGAGAGCUUGCGUAUCCUCAGCCGCCAUUUUAAACUCGUCAGUUUCGAUACGUUAGAGGAUCUGUAUGACAAGUGCAGCCAGGACUUGGAAUGGACCACCAACCUCCUGCUGGACUCUGGAGAGAGGUUCUUCCGGGAUGAAGAUUGUGAUGACAUCCAACCGUCCAGCCGAGCUUUGAGUGAGGUUUCAGAUACUGGUGAAUGUCUGGAACCGGUGAGGGAGGGUGAGUCUAAAGGAGAACAAACUGGGGCUAAAGAAACAGCACAGGAGUUGACUCAUGAGACAGAAAGGGGGUCAAACGAAGGACACAAAAAAACCGACAUACCAUUUGGAGGGGAAUCGGUUUCAGUUAUAGUCGAUGAGCAGUCAGAGCCAGCUUCUGACCAAGAACCAGUUCCUCAGAUGGAACCGCCCCCUCCCGAAGCAGUCGAACUGGAGCGCGGCUCCGACGCCGACCUCCUGGUCGCAGAAGCUGAUUUCGAAGACGGAGCUUGGGGCGGGAGCGAAGACAUCUUAAACUUUGAAACUGAAACCACCGACGAUAUUGCGAGCAUGGAUGAGAUCAACCGACUUCUGCAGGCUGAGCUGGAAGAGAUGGAAAGAGAACAAAGUCAGAGGAAAGCAGAGAGGCAAAGCCAACAUCUGAACAUCCAAACCGUGGAGCUGAAACUCUCAACGGAGCUGGCACUGCAGCUAACAGAGCUGUUCGGUCCUGUCGGAGUAGACCCAGGCACGUGUUCAGCGGAUGACUUUGCUGUGCUGAUGGAUCUCAAUCUGGCUAAACUUCUCUACCAAAAGUGGAAAGAAACUAUCCAGGAAAGACAAAGACAAGCAGCUCUGUCUUUCCAGCUGCUCGAGGAAAAGCGGACACAUCCGGGUAGUUCCCUGACGAGCAAAAAUGGCGACAUGCCACUGGCCGGCCAGCCAGACGCCAGCGCUCGGAUCCCGUUUAUGGAUCACUGGAACGUGUCCCGUCCACACGUCUCUCUUAGAGACAUCAUCAAAGAGGAGCAAGCUCUGCAGGCGAACAUGCAGAAGACCAGACAGAGUCGCGUUGACCUCCACCGCCGGGAUGGAGCUUCGUUGUUGAAAGAGAAGCAACUUUAUGAACUUUUCCCCACAAUCGACAAGCAUUUUCUGGAGGACAUCUUCAGAGAUCACAAUUACAGCCUGACCCAGACUGAGUUGUUUCUACGCUCUCUUCUCAACGAGGAGGAACCUGUGAAGACGGUUGUUGCAGUGGAAGCUCCUCGGUCGGACCAGCACAGAGCAGCCAGCAAGGAAAGGGAAAAGAAGCAGAAGCUGUUGGAGUCCGCUGUUUCCAACUAUCAGGAUACAGACGAUCCAGAGUACGAAGACUUCAGGGCUGAGGCCAACCUUCAGAGGAGGCGCCAGCUUGAGAACUUUGCGAAGGCUGCAGAAGCUUUCAGGCAGGGCCGCAAAGAAGUGGCUUCGUUUUACGCACAGCAGGGACACUUGCACGGCCAGCGGAUGCGUGAGGCCAAUCACAGAGCAGCGGUGCAGAUAUUUGAAAGAGUCAACUCGUCACUGCUGCCCAGAAACAUCCUGGACCUUCAUGGGCUGCAUGUGAACGAGGCCUUAGAGCACCUGGCUCAGGUCCUGCAGGAAAAAACUGCAGAGUGCGAGCAGGGUCUGUGUCAACCUCAGCUCUCUGUCAUCACAGGAAGAGGGAACCACAGUCAGGGGGGAGUGGCCCGCAUCCGGCCCGCUGUCAUAGACUACCUCACCAACAAGCACUACAGGUUCAGCGAGCCAAAGCCAGGCCUUGUGUUGGUCUCUUUGAAGUGAAAAGACCCGGUUUCUGCUGCUGCGAACCAGAACUCUCUUCAUCUCUCGCUCUCUUUUUUCAGUGCUGCAGUUUAUAUAGUGGGUAAAAGCUCAGUAAAUAUUUGUAUUCCUUUGAUACAAAUACCCCUCUUCAUCAGUCCUGCACCUACUAAAAAGACAGAACGUCAUAUAUUUACUGAAAAUAAUUUUAAUCCUUGUCACCUUACAUGAAGGGACUCCAUUGUUGUUAAACAGAAAUAAGUUAUUAUUUGUCAGUAAAAUGGUUGCAACCAUUUACAUUUUAUUCUAACAUUUUUCUAUGGUGUAUUUUUUACCUCCUUAUAUGUUUUAGAUAAUCAGAUUUUGAAGUUUUGAGACUCCGGGGAGUCGUGUUUGAACUCUACUGUUCAUGUUUUGCCCGUCUUUAAAUCGGCAAUGAUGCUUUGUGCAUAAUGGAGGCUUCCCUUGCAGUGUUGAUGUAACACGUUUUUGAGACACAGUUAAUGCCUUAAACUUUAUGUCCUUUUACAUGGUUUUUACAAAGUCGACGGCUUUAAAGAAGACGGAGCUUUUCCUCUUGAUUACAGUCUUACAGACGCCACAUGCUGUGUUUUACGCUUCACAGAUCCGGCUCUACGAAACCGAUUGAGCAAUCUCUGCUGUUGCUUCUGAAGGCAGCUGCCUCCUUAACAGAAUGUUUUUAUAUUUGUGAGAAAGGUUAGCUGCUAACACUCAAUCUCAGGUGACCCGGUGUGUCGGCUGUUUUCAGCUCAUUCCUUGUAGUUUUUAAAAUGUCUUUUGCCAAAUGUCAUACCAGCUGUCUUCCAGAGGAUGCUAUUUUUAGUUUUAAAAAGUUAAAUUGCCUUCUUAUUUUUCUAAAAGCAGUUCACUUUGGUGUUUGUAUAUAUUACUGUGAGCACACUAAAUCUAAAGAAUGUAUUUUUAGCCAGUGUGUCUAUACAAUUUUACAGAGCAUGAUGUUUGUGAAAUAAAUCUAUUUGUUUACAUGUA